This is a messenger RNA of Aquila chrysaetos chrysaetos, 1150 nucleotides long. It is a transcript of the gene MEA1, whose product is annotated as male-enhanced antigen 1. Gene Ontology annotation, biological process: spermatogenesis. NCBI's taxonomy places the organism in Eukaryota, Metazoa, Chordata, Aves, Accipitriformes, Accipitridae. The coding region runs from base 55 to 612 and encodes 185 amino acids. The record is from RefSeq and is a predicted model, not a curated record. The transcript is spliced from 3 exons.
GCUUCCGGGUGGCGGCGGCGGCGGGGCCUCCCACCCCGGCACCGCGCCCGGUGGAUGGCGGUGGCGCGGAGCAUGGGGCCGGAGCGGGUGUGUCCCGAGGAACCGGGGCCGCCGGAGGCCCCCGACGGUGCGGCGGGCUGGAGCGGUGACGAGGAGGAAGAAGAAGAAGAGGAGGAGGAGGAAGAAGAAGAAGAAGGCGGCGGCGGGUAUCUGUACCAGCCGCUGAGCCAAGAGCCGGAGCAGGGCCCCGGUGAGGCGGGCCCCCCCGCCGCCCCGGCGGGCUGCGCUGAGGCGGGCCCCGGCCUGCAGGAGCGGCUGCAGAUGCUGAGGCUGCACCUGCCCGACCCGCCGGUGGACAGCGAGGAGGAGGAGGAGGAUGAGGAGGCGGCGGCGGCUGCGGAAGGCGCAGCGGCUCAGAGCAGCCGAAGCUCCAUCCCCAUGGAUGCAGAGCACGUGGAGCUGGUGAAGAGGACGAUGGCCGGCGUGAAGCUUCCCACCCUGGGCAUCCCCGCCUGGGCCAGCCAGAUCUCGGAGGACCAGUGGAGGGACGUGGUGCAGCGCACGCUGCAGGCCCGGCAGAGCCUCGGUGGCCCCAGGCCCGAGUGGAAGUGAGGGCUGAGCUGCGGCGCGGGGGCUGCUAACCCCAGCCCUCCCUCCGCCGCGCAGGCGAGGCAGGCAGCCGCCGCCUCGGCGCCGAGCGGUGACGGGACUUGCCGGCAUCGACCUUCCAGUUUCUCCCACUGACGUUGUCCGACUUCCCUUCCCACUCCUCCUUCCUGGUUCUGGCUGGCGCGUAAGUCCCCGCGAUGUCCUUGUGUUGGCUUCCUCUGCCUGCGAGGAGCCCGACCUGUUUCCAUACCCGUACACGUGCGGAGGGAGGGGGGUUGGCCGGCUUUGCCCAUAUUCCCUUGGGACAAACGCUGGAUUCGUCCCUGUGCUGUCGGUGCUGAAGAAGUCCCUCUCCGCGCUAGGGGACCUCCUCCCAGGAGAAGGGCUGUGUGUUGGAGUAUCAGAGGUGGAGUCCAAUGUGUCUUUCCAAGAGAUCGGUUUUAUUUAGUUCUGUACAUACAGGGACAUCUGUACAAAAUCCAACACUUUCAUACUAUGUAAUGCUCUACUGAAAAUAAAGUACACCAUAUGUACAUAUGAA